AUGGCACGUAAGGCACCACAGAGACCAGUCAUUCUCGGUACACUCCUGCUGUUUUUAUUGGUGGUAAUAGUAUUUAUUGGUGAUUACUACUUGGAUGUUGAUUCUCUGGUCAAAUCGAGUGAGUCCCACUCCAAUAUACCAUUGGCCAAAAACACCAGCAGCAGGAAUACUGAUAGUCCAGAUGACACAGCUGACAAUGAGUCUCUGCGAUACAUCCCACACAGCACCAUACAGACAUGGAGGGAGCGUGACUACCUCAUUGUGUUUGGCAUCCCAUCUGUGGAUAUUGAUUCGAGGCGGAGACGCCGUUAUCUGCAGCGGACCACGUGCUGGCAGUUCCCCGGUGUUGCACGGAGGGCGAAUAACUUCACUGGGGCCAUGUUGGUGUUGUAUGUACUUGCACGGCACCCAUCACAGGGCUAUAAGCAUUCUGCUGCACUACUGAAGGAGGCUGAUGAGUGGCAUGAUAUCAUUACACUGCCGAUGAAUGAUGCUCUGCCAACAACGAACAAAACAAUUGGUGGAGCUGGUCAUUGGGGUACCGAGGCUGAGAUUAGCAUGAGCCGAAAGGUGUACUUUUGGUUUGAGUUGGCAUUGCGAGUAUUCCCGAAUGUGAACUACAUUUCGAAGGGAGACGAUGACAUGUUCCUGCGAGUACCGCAGUUCCUGGCUGAUUUGCACACACUACCCAGGCGCAGAGUGUAUUGGGGACUGCCUAUUUAUGGUUAUGUAAAAAAGAAAAAUAAGAAUGUUGGAUUUCCAUAUGCUGCUGGAAUGUGCUAUACCUUGUCAAGGGAUGUGGCACAGCAGUUCGUGUCCUACAAACCACUGCAACGUGUUGUACAUCCGCCGUAUGGCAAGGUGAAGAAGGUGUAUUCUGAUCAUCUUAGCGUGUUGUAUGAGGAUGUCUUGGUGGGAUUUGUGCUCCAUGAAAUUGGAAAGAGGACCAUUACGUUCGUUCUUGAGAGAAGAUGUCGAUUUCAUGAUAUUCAUGAGGGACUUAAUCUAGGGCGUGUGAGUAAAGCGUCGGUCGUGGUGCACCACAUUACUGAAGAGGAUUUUAUGUGGCUUAUGAAAAUGUUUGGUAAUGCUGGAACUUCCAAGCCCCGGAAGUAUAAGCGGAUCGGAAGGUCUCUUAGAUUUUUUUGUUGA
Molecule: messenger RNA, 1152 nt
Organism: Trypanosoma theileri
Lineage: Eukaryota; Euglenozoa; Kinetoplastea; Trypanosomatida; Trypanosomatidae
Product: UDP-Gal or UDP-GlcNAc-dependent glycosyltransferase
Exons: 1
Coding region: 1-1152 (383 amino acids)
Cellular component (GO): membrane
Molecular function (GO): hexosyltransferase activity
Source: RefSeq, a predicted model, not a curated record